CAAAUCAAAAAAUCCUUCAAAUAUCCGACAGGACUGUCACCUCCAGGUUUUUUGGUUAUUGGCUUUUUUUUUUUUGGGUCUUCGAUUCCAACGAUACUUACGACUUAAUACUUCUUCUUUCCCUUGUCGAUUGUUCAAACAUGCCAGGCCAAGGGGAUCGUCAGGCUUUGACAGAUGUAGAAGAAGGUUCUGACAUUCCGAAUGACGCCGAAACGACAGAUCCCAGCUCACUCGAAGAACAUAUUAAAGAAGCAAGCUAUAAGAAAAUGUCAAAGACCAAUCAAGUUCAAGAGGAAGCCGAGAGUAAUACUUUGGAAGAAGAAGAAGAGGAAGAUCCUAAUACAGUUCUUAAAGAGCGUCAACUAUAUGAAAGUCUGGCAGAUCUCAAGGAGGCAGCUAUACGUUAUGCCAGGAAACGAAAAUUUGCCGUGGUUACGUUAAGAAGUGGAGAAAGGCAAUUAGUAAUGACAUGUAAACACUCGGGCACUUAUAGGGCCGCCACGAAGAAAAAAUCAGAUGAGAUCGAAGAUACAGAAACAGAGGCAGCAGAAUAUCAAGAAGACGAUGGAGACGAUUCAUCAUCAGGGGGGAAGCGUAGCCGUUCUGCAGAUACAGCUGACAGUAUUGCGAAUAAAAGAAAGCGUUUGCGAUUGAGUCAGAAGAUUAAAUGCCCUUUCCAAAUCAGAGCGAAACCAGCUAGUGAUGGUCAAUGGAUAGUUUAUACAAUAAAUGAUAUUCACAACCAUGAAAUGGCUUCUGACAUCAAAGCAUACUCUCAACAUAGAAAAGUUUCUGAUGAUGUGAGGAGACGUAUUUUGGAACUGUACAGAAUGGGUGCUAGUGCUAAAAUGAUCAGCCAUUAUUUGGAAGAGCUAGGAAUCACCAAUGUGUUCACAAAAGAUAUCUCUAAUAUUCGAACAAAUUACCUCAGAAAGCGAAAGAGGAAACUGGAGGCAUUGGAGAAGGUUAAGAUAGAGGAAGGAACAAAUGAGGAUAUCAAUAAUACAACUGCAUCUCAGUGUUUAGACGCCCAGAACAGUUUAGGCGAGCCAUAUGAAGAUCUAGAGCCACUCGAUAAUGAUAUAGUGAUCGAGCUUCAUGAGUUCUAUCAACGAUAUGUAAAGAAGCCUUCUAAGAAGUCAUAGAUUUUUUAGUAAUCGAUUUAACGAAGCGUCGUGUAUAUACCACUUUCUAUUUGAAGCAUACUCUCUUGUAAAUACGCUUGCUUUGUGGUUUAUUGUAUAGCAUUUCUUUCAAAAACCAUGUUUCAUUAAAAGUACAAAAAUACAAAAAUAAUGUUUAAUAGAAACCGACUUUAAUUUUGC
Molecule: messenger RNA, 1325 nt
Organism: Mycotypha africana
Lineage: Eukaryota; Fungi; Mucoromycota; Mucoromycetes; Mucorales; Mycotyphaceae
Exons: 2
Coding region: 141-1145 (334 amino acids)
Molecular function (GO): DNA-binding transcription factor activity, RNA polymerase II-specific
Source: RefSeq, a predicted model, not a curated record